This is a messenger RNA of Solea solea (common sole), 1852 nucleotides long. RefSeq names its product histone deacetylase 2. The record is from RefSeq and is a predicted model, not a curated record. Gene Ontology annotation, molecular function: histone deacetylase activity. The transcript has 14 exons. The coding region runs from base 102 to 1508 and encodes 468 amino acids. NCBI's taxonomy places the organism in Eukaryota, Metazoa, Chordata, Actinopteri, Pleuronectiformes, Soleidae.
CCUCCCACCAUAGAGCUCAGCUUGGCUCCUCUAUGAUGAGACGCUUGAGUCUUUUCCAACCAACUUAAAACAAGAGAAAACAACAGAGUGCUCCUAACAUCAUGGCCUACACGGCUGCGGGUGGGACGAAGAAGAAGGUCUGCUACUUCUAUGACGGUGACGUUGGAAAUUAUUACUAUGGACAGGGGCAUCCCAUGAAACCACAUCGGAUCCGGAUGACUCACAACCUGCUCUUAAACUAUGGACUGUACAAGAAAAUGGAAAUAUAUAGACCAAACAAAGCCACAGGAGACGACAUGACAAAGUACCACAGUGAUGACUACAUCAAGUUCCUGCGUUCCAUACGGCCUGACAACAUGUGUGAGUUCAGCAAGCAGAUGAAGCGCUUCAACGUCGGAGAGGACUGUCCUGUGUUUGAUGGGUUGUUUGAGUUCUGCCAACUCUCUGCCGGAGGCUCUGCAGCUGGCUCAGUGAAGCUGAACCGACAACAGACCGACAUCGUGGUGAACUGGGCUGGAGGACUUCACCACGCAAAGAAAUCUGAAGCGUCCGGAUUCUGUUACGUCAAUGACAUCGUGCUGGCCAUUCUGGAGCUGCUCAAGAACCACCAGAGGGUGCUGUACGUUGAUAUAGACAUCCACCAUGGGGAUGGAGUGGAGGAGGCCUUCUACACCACAGACAGGGUCAUGACUGUGUCUUUCCAUAAAUAUGGGGAGUACUUCCCUGGAACUGGAGACCUUAGGGAUAUUGGAGCUGGAAAAGGCAAAUACUACGCCGUCAACUUCCCUCUGCGGGACGGUAUUGAUGAUGAGUCGUAUGAGCAACUCUUCAAGCCUGUGAUGGCAAAGGUGAUGGAGAUGUACCAGCCCAGUGCUGUGGUGCUUCAGUGUGGUGCUGACUCUCUCUCAGGAGACCGCCUUGGCUGCUUUAACCUCACUAUUCGGGGACACGCCCGGUGUGUGGAGUACAUAAAGUCCUUCAACCUGCCACUGCUCAUGCUCGGUGGGGGAGGAUAUACGAUCCGUAAUGUGGCCCGCUGCUGGACCUAUGAAACAGCUGUGGCUCUGGACACGGAAAUCCCUGACGAAUUGCCCUACAAUGACUACUUUGAAUAUUUUAGCCCUAACUUCAAGCUGCACAUCAGCCCCUCCAACAUGACCAACCAGAACACACGGGAGUACACGGACAAGAUCAAACAGCGGCUGUUUGAGAACCUGCGGAUGCUUCCACAUGCCCCCGGUGUUCAGAUGCUGGCCAUCCCAGAGGACGCUGUCCCAGACGACACCGUGGACGAGGACAUGGACGACCCUGACAAACGCUUGUCCAUCCGUGCCACAGAUAAGAGGAUAGCCUGUGAUGAGGAGUUCUCCGACUCCGAGGACGAGGGCGAAGGUGGCAGGAGGAACGUGUCCAGUCCCAAGAAGGGAAUGAAAAGACCCAGAGUCGAUGACGAGAGGAAGGAAACAGAAGAGAAGAAAUCUGAGAUAAAAGAGGAAGAGAAAACCUGACUCUGAAAGUGUGAAGACGGAGGAGAUGAGCAGCGUCUAAAUUUGCUCUUCCACCAUGAAUUGCUUCAUCCGUCCUCCAGGAUCUUACCCUGCCGUUCAUCACCAUCAGAAGCAUUCUAUUUAUUAUGACUUUGUAAAUCUCCAGUGGAUGUCCUCAGUCCACCACCUGAAUGUGACACACCUCGUCCAUGAACACUCAAAUGUGCUUAAUCUUCUGAAGGAAGCUCUUGUUGUUUUUAAAGAAGCUGUGGGUUUUCUGAAGAUCGGCCCACAAUGGCUUCAUGUUUAAAUGUUUGAUAUUUUUGCAUUUGUUAAUAAAACUUUUUUAUACAGAUCUUCUUAAA